Molecule: messenger RNA, 1459 nt
Organism: Onthophagus taurus
Lineage: Eukaryota; Metazoa; Arthropoda; Insecta; Coleoptera; Scarabaeidae
Product: small ribosomal subunit protein mS27
Cellular component (GO): mitochondrion
Source: RefSeq, a predicted model, not a curated record
CUCAUAUCAAAUCUCACGUGUAUUAGAAAAUCAUCCCAACAUCUUCUUUCAUCUCUUUCUAACCUAAAUCGCUCUCAUUACGCUAUCUCACUUACCCCAUGUUGGCAUCAAUCCAUUACUACAUCUUGUCAAAUCAAAUCGUUUAAAUUAGGUUAUGUUGUAAAAAAGCCGAUAUAAAAUGAGUCUUUUCUUAAGAAAUUUCCCAAGUUUAAUUGUAAAAACGCAUAAAAUUAAAUCAUUUCCUUCCGUACGAAAGUUUUUAUCGCAGGCGUAUUUUUGUAGCGAACAUUGGGAGCAUCGUUUAAAAGAUCCAAUUUUACAAAAAGUUAAUGUUGAAGAUUUUUAUCAAGAUUUAGAAUUAAGGCACUCAAAAACUGGUAAAAUCAGCGCGAUAGAUGUAGAUAUAUUCGCAAAUGCCGUAAAAGAAGAUACUUAUAUUGAAGAACUCUUAGAUUUAGUUCACAAAUUAAGAUUAAGUGCCGAUACACAAAAUACAUUAAAUUCAACAUCACACGCUGUUAUUAGAUAUUUAAACAAUACAAAUAACGAUGAAGUGUUGUUAAGAGUAUUAGAUGAUCGGUUAAACUACGGAAUUUUCUUAGAUUACCAUAUUGCCAAUUUAUUAAUGUUUGAUUAUUAUAAAAAGGGUCUUUUUGCGAAUGGAGCAAGAGUAGCAGCAAAUUUAAUGUUACAGGAAGAAUUCGAGAGUCCAUUAUCAAUUAAUUUGGGAUUAUUAAAUUGUUACAACUACCUAAAAGACCCUAAAGGUUGGCCUGAACUUGAAAAAAUUGAAGAACCAGAAGAAGAAGUUAAAAUUCGAGUUAAAUAUUUAAGAAAUCCUUUUGAUGAUGAUCAUUUUGAUCUUACAGCACCAAACAAAAUCAUUGGAAAAACUUUAAUUACAUUCACUAAAAAUCCUGAAAGCGUAUUAGAAAAAUCUUUACAUUUACUUGGAUUAAUUUUAUAUGAAAAGCUUGAUAAAUCAAAAGACUUCUCAAAUAAACUCGAUAAAAUCCACUCUGACAUUUUAAAACUAAUCCCAGAUGACAAUGAAAUUAAGAAAUUUUUUGUGGAAAUUCCCCAAGAUUCUGAAGAUGUACAAACUCUUUUGGAGCAGCGAGUUAAAGAUUCUGAAAGGAAAAUGGGGGAACGAGAUAUUUCUAAUCAAUGUGACCUUUAUAAUAAAUGGAUUGAAGAGAGGAAAAAGUCGCUUUUGGAACAGAAUGAAAGGAUUAGAUCCGAACAACGAUUACUAGAUGUUGAAACACUCAAAAAAGAUUUACAAGAACGCGAAACUAAAUUGUGGUUCUUUGAAAAUGAGGAGAAAAUCGAAUUGGAGAUUCUUGCGAAAAGUCAAAUGCAAAAACAGAAUGAAUCUGUUGAGGAAAAAAAAGUUUCUGAGAAAAAAGAGGAUUUAAAGAAAAAGAAAGGGUUGAAGUAAUAUUGUAAUUUAAUAAAU